AUGUCGACGACUCAAAAUAAUUCAACAACGCCUUCAUCGUCUUCAUCUUCUUCCUCAUCAUCUUCUUCACCCAACAAAUCAACACGAGAGAAGAAAUAUUGUACGGUCCGAGUGGGACAGAAAAUCUUACGAAAUGUCCCCAAAGGAACCAAUUUAAUGGACUUGUUGGUGAAGAACAAGAUUAAUUUUGCCUAUCCGAUGAAGUUUUUUCUCUUUCCAUUGAUAGCAAAGGGAAUAAUUAACUACACAAAACUUCCUCAACUUCAAUCCACAGUUGCUUGUGGUACUUUAACCGGAAAAUACAAAUAUCUUCCAAUUUUGAAUUGUUCUCAAUGCUUGGUCUCUGUCAAGUAUGAUAAGAAGAGUAUUCACAACAAAGAAAGUCCAUUGGACAAGGUAUAUCGAUCCAAUUUAUGGUUGCGAUGGUUUGUACCCAAAGACUACUUUGUGAGAUAUGCAUGCAGAACAAAUGUCGAAGACGAUAUGGAAGUAAUCACUUAUUGCGAUACCAAUACAAAUCAUGCUGGAAAAGUUGUGAUAGGAUUGUACAUAAUGGCGAUUGUUGCCGUCAUUUAUGCUUGUAUCAAGCAUUUGGAUAGUCUUAAGAAUGUUUCGAACAAUUUGUUGCAAUGGUACGAAAAUCGAAAAACACUUCAAAAUUUUGAUGACUGGAUGAAAGAAAUUAGCGAGAAAAAACCUGGCUCAAACCAGUAA
Naegleria fowleri is the source of this 714-nucleotide messenger RNA. RefSeq lists its product as uncharacterized. The record is from RefSeq and is a predicted model, not a curated record. Bases 1 to 714 code for a protein of 237 amino acids. Lineage: Eukaryota; Heterolobosea; Eutetramitea; Acrasida; Naegleriidae. The transcript has 2 exons.